AUGACACUAUUGCACAAGCUCAGUACGUUUUGCAAGAUGUCACAGCCGUUGAGAACUGAGGUGCUGAAGGUGGAUGCUUUGUCAAUAGUAUUUCCUGAGAAUGCGCAUAUCGACGGUAAAUUGCCGGAGGUUAACGAUGCGCCAUCUAGAGAUGCGCUGUUGAAAGCUGCACAUAUUAUAAGAGACACUGAGGAGACUGUGGCGUUUCCUACUGAGACUGUCUACGGUUUAGGUGGUUCUUCGCUGAAUGACAACUCUGUUAGAAAUAUAUACAAAGCGAAGAACAGGCCCAGCGACAAUCCUUUGAUCACACAUGUUUCAUCCAUUGAUCAACUGAACAGGAAGAUAUAUAACGACUAUGAAGAUGGAGAUAUCCUUCGGAAUAUACCCAAAAUUUACCACCCAUUGAUCGAAAAGCUCUGGCCGGGCCCUCUGACAAUCUUACUGCCUAUACCACCAGAGAGAAAUGUAUCACUCUCCAAAUUAACGACAGGGGACCAACCCACUUUUGCUGUUAGGAUACCAGCAAACUCUAUCGCUAGGGCUUUAAUUGCCUUAGCCGAUACUCCUAUUGCAGCACCAUCUGCAAAUGCCUCUACUAGACCUUCUCCAACACUGGCAUCACAUGUCUAUCAUGAUUUGAAAGGUCGGAUACCGCUAAUUAUAGAUGGCGGAGCCUGUAACGUUGGUGUCGAAAGCACAGUUGUAGAUGGCUUGUGCUUGCCCCCAGCAUUGCUGCGUCCUGGGGGUUUCACAUACGAAGAUAUCCUGCAUCUUGGAGGAGAAAGUUGGAGGAACUGUAAGGUCGAGAAUAAGAAAACCUUAAGCGAAGGUGAGAAGGUGAGGACGCCAGGUAUGAAGUACAAGCACUAUGCCCCAAGUGCUAAAGUCAUUGUUCUUCUACCGAAUGACAGCGACACUCAAAUGCAAUUGAUUGACAAAAUGAAGGUGUUCUUGUCCAGUCAUCAACCUGACAUAAUUGAUAAAAAAGUCGCUAUAAUGACCACUUUGAAACUAACUCCUAUCUUGAACGAGAUCAGCUUAUUUGCUUCUAGUAACUACAAAGGAACCAAAACCGAGUUCUUAGUAUCUGAAUUGGGUGCUUCUGGGGAAGCUAUCCAAGCCAACCUCUUUGCUGCACUAAGGAAAGCAGAUGAAACUGAUAAUGUAGAUACUAUUAUUGUUGAAGGCAUAUCGGAAACCAGUGAAGGUCUAGCCGUCAUGAAUCGUUUACGUAAAGCAUCAGGAGGGAAUAUUGUUACGAUAUAA
This is a messenger RNA of Nakaseomyces glabratus, 1269 nucleotides long. It is a transcript of the gene SUA5, whose product is annotated as threonylcarbamoyladenylate synthase. The record is from RefSeq and is a predicted model, not a curated record. Gene Ontology annotation, biological process: regulation of translational fidelity. NCBI's taxonomy places the organism in Eukaryota, Fungi, Ascomycota, Saccharomycetes, Saccharomycetales, Saccharomycetaceae. Gene Ontology annotation, cellular component: cytoplasm. Gene Ontology annotation, molecular function: nucleotidyltransferase activity; tRNA binding; double-stranded RNA binding.